This is a messenger RNA of Suillus fuscotomentosus, 599 nucleotides long. RefSeq lists its product as uncharacterized. The transcript has 2 exons. The coding region runs from base 217 to 552 and encodes 111 amino acids. The record is from RefSeq and is a predicted model, not a curated record. NCBI's taxonomy places the organism in Eukaryota, Fungi, Basidiomycota, Agaricomycetes, Boletales, Suillaceae.
AUGUAGAAUAUACAAGAGCACCUGGAACUGUAUUUAUGACCUCAAGACGCAUCCGACGAUACUAGCUAGUCUAACGGAUGUCCCUGUGUUCUGUGUCGCAUAUCUGGAGUUACGAAUACCCUGAUGGAGGCGUACACUCACCAGUCCGCCGUUCCCGCCGGCCGUUUUGAACGUUCACUCCUGUGAAGAUGGGAUGAACUUUGGCGUGCUUUCGAUAUGUUGUAUGCUGUCUUGUACAUGGCUUAUCGCACGCUCCGACGCAUGUUCGCACCGGCGAAUGCAGUCGGUAUGAUAUUAUUGGGGAUCCUGGACUCCACCUACGUUGUCCAUCAGUGGAGUGGAUUAUCCUCACCAGUACGCCGUUCCCGUCGGCCGGUGAAGCUUUCGAUAUGUAAUAUGCUCUUGGCCUAUAUGUGGCUUAUCGCAUGCUCCGUCGUAUGUUUGUGCCGGCGGAUGCAGUUGGCACCACGGCUGAUGGGGUUGUCGGGGAUCCUGGACUCGACUUGCAGGUUUUAUAUACUUGUCUGUCAGUGGGGAAGUGGAUCAUCCUGACAUCACUGAGCCAGUCAUUCAAAGAGAUGAGAAAGCCGUCGCGAUAA